AUGGGCACUCGUUUUAGCGUUGGUGGUGAUCUCGGUGGCAAAGGAGAUGUUAUAACAAGUUGUGAUGCACCAUUCAUCGUUGGCGACGACACAGGUAUGGAGAAAGGUGAUCGAACAUUCGUGGUUGACCCUCCUUGUCGAGCAGCUAUACCUCGCUGGUUCUUCGCUCGUACACGCAUUCGCUUUGGUCGAUCAAUCUAG
This is a messenger RNA of Cylicostephanus goldi, 201 nucleotides long. The record is from the annotation of a GenBank genome assembly. NCBI's taxonomy places the organism in Eukaryota, Metazoa, Nematoda, Chromadorea, Rhabditida, Strongylidae.